Molecule: messenger RNA, 3835 nt
Organism: Aedes aegypti (yellow fever mosquito)
Lineage: Eukaryota; Metazoa; Arthropoda; Insecta; Diptera; Culicidae
Product: polyserase-2
Exons: 6
Coding region: 614-2410 (598 amino acids)
Biological process (GO): proteolysis
Molecular function (GO): serine-type endopeptidase activity
Source: RefSeq, a predicted model, not a curated record
GAAAGGCAUGCGAGUGGAAGAAUGGAAGCGUUAGGGAAACGGUUUCUUGUCCGUCUCGGGUUCUAGCGUUUGCUAUGAACGAAGCGGGUGCUAGCGUUUGCUAGAAGCAAAUGAGAGAUAUACAACUACAAAGUACGAGGAGAGGGACGAGCCUGGGAUUGAACCCAUGACCUUCUGCUUAUGAAGCAGAAGCGGUAGCAUUCAGACCACCAACCCCGUCACACUCAGUGUAUUCAGAUAAUUUGUCAGAUUCUCGGUAUAAAUUGCGUAUACGGGGUUCUGUCAUUUCAGGUUUGACUUUCAUUGAUCUUAAUUCUUCUCACUGUGCUUGGCAAGACACAGAACGAAUGUCGUUCUUCCUUGUUUUUGUUUGAAGUCAGACAUAAUUCAUCAACGAUACUGAACUAAUGUUGACGAACAAAAACGUUGCGUUGGUAAACAUCUACACAAUCAAAUAAACAUCGACAUGGGAUUUUUCAACGCUAUCAGCAUCAAUCCUUGAAGAAAUUCCCGCUUCAAUUUGUUUUUGCAAACGUGCCCGACUAUCGAAGGCAGGAUUGCAACCACAGUUGCAUUCCUCAUUUCGUCGCGAUAGGCUUACUUCAGCAGCAGAAUGAAUUUUCUAACCGGACUGAUCAUUUCUACCGGUUUGGUAAUACUCCGGUUGAACGUCCUCUCCGCCUCCUACCAAUGCGGCACCAGGAAGCACGGCUUCUUACCACUGCUGUACCGCGGCUGGAAGGUGGAAGAAGGUCAGUGGCCUUGGCACGUAGCUAUUUUCUUCAAACAGCCCCUUGAAACCCUCAAGUACCAAUGCGGAGGGAGUCUUCUAAGCGAGAAGCAUAUCCUGACGGCUGGACACUGCGUUGUUAACCGGAAAACGAGUGCCCCGCGACCGAAGGAGAUUUUCGAGCUGCACCUUGGACAGCACAAUCUCUCGGAGGUCACCGAUCUUGUGCAGAUUCGGGACGUCAGCAAGGUGCACGUCCAUCCGGAGUAUUCUACCUUGAGGAACGACAUAGCGAUGCUGGUGAUGCGGCUGGCCGUAGCUUACACGGAUUACGUCAUACCGAUCUGUAUCGAUCAGAAAGUCGACCGCGACUUGAGGAACCUUGAAGGUGAUCGCGGAUGGAUUACGGGAUGGGGUGUGACAGAGUCAGGCAACGUUUCGGAUGUUCUUUGGACUGCGUCGCUGUCGGUGGUGAGUUAUCUGAGCUGCACCAAGAACGAUCCGGUUUUGUUUGGGAACCUGCUGAAUGAGACUGUGUUCUGCGCUGGCGAUUUGAAUGGAACGAGUCCAGGGCCGGGUGAUAGUGGCGGUGGAAUGUACUUCUACGAUGGCGAUCGUUGGGUUCUCAGGGGCGUGGUCUCUUUUGCGAAGGUAGACCCCGUAACCAAGCAGGUUGACACCUCCAAAUAUGCAGUAUUUGCCAAUGUGCAGCGGUUUCUGACGUGGAUCCAGUGGGUCUUGACGGAGGACGAACCUCAAACAGUACGGAGACCUAAGCGAAUCAGCGAAACUGAAUGUGAAAAAUUCAGACAGUUUGUCUCCAAACGAAAAUCCGGUGAUUGCACCAAUUCGCGACAUCCCCAUUCAAUUUUAAUUUCCUACUCGAAUGCAGAUCCCCAUCUGUCAAAAUGCAAUGGUGCCCUUGUAAGUGAACAUUUCGCCAUUACAACAUGUCUUUGUACAAGUUUUAGUACCCCGGCCCAGGUGCUGAUCAAUGGAUACGGCAGUGUAGAUAUUGCGGAGGUCACGUGUUAUCCAGAGUAUUCGGAUAGCCCUAAGAUCCACGAUUUGGCUCUGGUCAAAAUGGUGAAACCUGUGCAGCUUGCCAGCAAUGUGAUACCAGCCUGUUUGGCAAGUAACUGGACCGAGAAUUUGUACGACACACUUGUACAAACCGGAGUCGGCUUCAACAGGACUACAGGUGCACGGCAGAUCUUCGAAACGGACGAAAAUGAAGUCAUUACCGAGAAACGGUGCUUUAAGAUAUUCGACCUGGAGCAUGUGAACGUAACUCGACCCGGGGAGUUGUGUGUGAUCAACAUCGACCCUUUGCGAAUUGGUCUCGGUGGAAUACUGGGUUCACCUUUGCAGUCACAGAAUGUUCGAACCUGCAUGUCGACCUUGGUGGGGCUGUUGGACUUUGCCAUACUAAAUCCCAAGUGGCCCAAGCAUAAGCCCUGGGUGGAUGGUUAUGUUCGUAUUUCCUACUAUCUGGAUUGGAUCGAGGAGGUGGUUUGGGGAGCGGCGAAACAAGCGAGGCCUGAUGGACCUAGCAUUGUAAAUUCUUUGACGGAGAAGACAGACGAGCCGACUGUGAGUCCAACUACAAAUGAGCCUAUUAAUUAUGAUUUUGUGUUUCCUGAUCAAUUUGCCUGGUUGAUGGCCAACAGGUUUACGUGAGGUAAUCGAAUAAUAAUAUUAAACUGCUAAAACAGUGGAUCUCUUUUAUGCAUGUUUUCAACGGAACUUCUGGCCCUUCACAUGCUGUUAAGAUAUUCCUUCACAGAUUCCUCUUGUGUGAACUUAAAUAAUGUUUCCAGUGAUCCCCUCAGAAAUACAUUCAAUGUCUUCUUCAUUGACCUCUUAUAGUUUCUCUCAAGAUUCAAUCAACAAUUGUUUCAUGAAUACUACUUCGAAUUGCUUUCUCAGUCUGGCAGUCUAAAGUGGAUGUUUCUUAUGAUGUUUUUUGAACUGUUUCAAGGGGCUUAAGUUUUAUCAGCUCCCGUUGUAAGAUGUUUAAGGGUAUUUCAGCAAGCUAUAUUUUGUGAUUACCUACAGUGAACUACAGGUCUUCUCUGCAGCAUCCAGAGGUGGAAGCAUGCAUAGCUCUCUUAUUGAAGCUAAUGGUAUCCUGUGGCAGCAUCCAGUGAUAACCUUUGGGAGCUUUUUUUGAGUAAAGAUUCCAGAGUUCUGCUGAAGGAGUAUUUCCGGAGAUCUUCUAGAAGUGUGCAGAGAUAUGCUAUUAAAGUGUCCACAGCUUUCCUCUGGAAGUAUCCAGAGGAUUCCUCUGGAAAUGUGUAAAUCAUCCGUCUGGAAGUGUCCAGAGGUUUAAUUUGGAAGUGUCUGAAGGUUUUCUUUAGAGAUUCAGAGAUUCAUUAUCCUCUGGAAGUGACCACAAGAUUCCUCCGGAAGUGUCCAGAAGAUUUCACUGGAAGCGUCCAGAGGUUUUUUCUGGAAGUGCUCAAAUGUUUCCCCUGGAACUGUCCAUAGUUUUCCAUCUUGAAGUGGCCAAAAGUUUACUCUGAAAGUGUUUAGAAGUUUCCUCAGGAAUUGUCCAGGGGUUUCCUCUGGAAGUGUCCAGAGAUCCCCCUAGAAGUGUCCAGAGGUCUCCUCUGGAAGUGUUCAGAUGUCUCUUCUGAAAGUGUCCAGAUGUCUCCUCUGGAAGUGUUUAGUCUAGAAGAGUCCAGAGGUGUCUGGUAGUGUCAUGAGAUCUCCUGUGGAAGUGUCCAGAGAUCUCCUUUGGAAGUGUCCAGAGUUUUCCUCUGGAAGUGUCCAGAUGUCUCUUCUGGAAGUGUCCAGAGGUUUUCUCUGGAAGUGUCCAGAGGUUUUCUCUGGAAGUGUCCAGAGGUCCCCUCUGGAAGUGUGUAGAGGUCUCCACUUGAUGUGUCCAAAGGUCCCCUCUGUAAGUGUCCAAAGGUCCCCUGUGUAAGUGUCCAGAGACCUUCUCUAGAAGUGUCCAAUGGUAUCCUCUGGAAGUGUCCAUAAGUCUCGUCUGAAAGUGUUCAGAGGUCUCCUCUGGAAGUAUCGAGAGGUCUCCUCUGGAAGUGUCUAGAAGUCUCCUCUGGAAGUAUCCAGAGUUCUCCUCUGGAAGUGUCCAGAGGUCUG